AUGAGGCUGGUACUAGAGCACAGGCUGAUGAAGCAUUUGAGGGAAGUGGGAUAUGAAGCUGUUGAAAGAAGGGCCCUGGAGGUUUAUGCAGCAUCUCUAGAGGCCUAUAUGCUUGCGUAUCUGAAGACGAUUGGAUCUGUCUCGAGACAUGGACUGAAGUCGCACUCCACCCUGCUGGACGUGUUGUGCUUCAUAGAGGGGAAGAAGUUUGAGUUUUCCCCUGUUGAGAGGAUUGAAUAUCCAGAAGAGGUUGCCGAGGAGGAAGAGAAGUUUGUCAGUCCCCUGUCGUCGAGCAUUGAGAAGUACAUCCACAUAUAUGACUUCAUGCCCAGCUUUCCGCCGACACAUGCAUUCCGGCAGACGAUUGUUAAGGCUAGCAGCAAAAGUAGCAAGUCUGUGAAUGUGAAGAACAGGCUGGAGCAGAGCCUGAGGACUGAGGGAAAUCUGCUGAAGCUGAUCAAGGCAUCUGGGUCACUUCCACCGUUUGUUAACUUCCUAUACAGGAAUGGAUGUUCUUAG
Molecule: messenger RNA, 519 nt
Organism: Encephalitozoon cuniculi GB-M1
Lineage: Eukaryota; Fungi; Microsporidia; Unikaryonidae
Exons: 1
Coding region: 1-519 (172 amino acids)
Source: RefSeq, marked provisional